Colletotrichum fioriniae is the source of this 1887-nucleotide messenger RNA. RefSeq lists its product as uncharacterized. The record is from RefSeq and is a predicted model, not a curated record. Lineage: Eukaryota; Fungi; Ascomycota; Sordariomycetes; Glomerellales; Glomerellaceae.
AUGUGUCUUAUCCUUCAGCCUACCUCCCAAUGCAAGGUGUGUCUUCAACUCACCCGAUUCGAAGACGUAAAUCAACUCUGCGCCAACACCGUCAACAUCGCCAGCGGCACCAACUGGGCUAACAUCUCACCUUCCAUCCUAGGCUCCUGCGGCACCCUCAAGUUGACGAGGGUUCAACGCCUUGCUGAGUUCGUCUGCGAAGACUGCCGCUGGUCGGCAGAGCAGGCGGCCAAGGACUUUUACGAGUUUCUCUAUCCGUCACCGCACAAGUAUUUUGAAGACUCGGCCCACGGCUUCGCUGAAGAGUUCUUAAGCCGUUCGAGUGCGCCUCCUCCCGGUAAGCAACGUCCGUUUGUUCGAAACAACAGGCGUAAGUCUUACAGCUUGCCUCUUUUGGCCAUGACCGCAUUUCCUAGAUUCUCGAUCCCAGCCGAGUCGGGUUCGCCCCAGUCCAAGGCAUCGUCUGAGACGUCAGUUGCCACGACGCACUUGAACCACCGCUCAACUCUGGACCCGCCGGCGAGAUCCAAGUAUGAGUUCCACUCUUCAUCAAGUGUGUAUUCAUGUGCUAGUGAGUCAACCGAAGUAGACAGCCGGGACGAAAACCAGAACGACAGCCGAUGCCUUCGGUGGGCCAAUUCGGUAGACCUUAUGAACAGCAAACAACAGCCACCACCCCUGAAUAUGCUGGUCGAUCAGACCCAAAACCUUCCGGAGACCCCCAAGUCCGCCAAGCAACUCCGCAUCGUAUCAUCCUGGGGCGCGAGGGUCGUUAACAACCCCGAAGAAGACCCCUGGUGGCUACCCGAGAUCUGGGGUGCCGUACAGGACCUCACGGACGACCUUGUCGAAUAUCUCAGCAAGGCUGAGCUUGUCAGCACCUUCCACGGCCACAACGUUCACGUCUCUCGAAACGAAAACGAUACGGGUACCUGGGACGAGAGCCUCACCGUCAUCAUCGUGACGCCUGGAGGAACGAGAGCCCGCAUCGUGACUGGGGACGUGUACCAGCAGGGCGUAAGCCUAGCAGGCAUCCGCAUGAUUGAUCGCGCUCGGUACCAACACAUCUCCAAAAAGGAGCAGAAGCACAUGGAAAAGGCGGGACUCUCCUGCAUCUUCUCCCCAUGUAGAGUUGCGAGCUGUCCGCUCUCUCACAAGCAGGACCAGCAUCAGCCGUGGCCUUCGAACGGCGAGAGCUUGCUUGCUGGCUUGGAAAGGGGAUACCGGAUGCGUAAGAAUUGGAGGUCGCGGGCUAGUAUUUCUGCCUCUGCGACGCCGACCCCGAGUCCUCGACAGCAUUCGUCUCCGUCCCCUGUUCGUGGACGAUCGUCUGCUGCUGAUGGGGUGCUCUCCCGCCGUCGACCGGCCCCGCUAGAUUUGACAAAGACCAAGGAAGUGAGAUUCACUGGUGCAGCAGAUAUUACUGAAUCGACUUGGUCCCGUAGGGAUGUGACGCCUCAUCCGAGCAGUCUUCAGACAGCAAUGCCAGAUGAGGAGGAGGGCCCCCUCACAACGCCUGACUGGUUCGAACCUCUCAUGGACACACCACUCAAGGUAAGAGGCGAUAUGAUGAUGGAGUACAAGGAUAGAGCGGGUAGAGUUCAACCCCCAAACUACGAAUCUAACCCACCCUCCGAAAGCAAUGGAUCGCCGCCACCCCGUGUUCGUUCUGAGGCCAAUCGACAGCAGAUCCCGCAGACUGGGGGUGCUUCUGUCUUUGGGCAAGUAUAUAACGCCAGAAGAGCCGCAGCUGCUGCGGCUGCUGCGGCUGAUAUAUCAAGAGACGACACCUCCAAUUUGCGUCGCCCUACCUAUGCUCUGAAUCAGUUAUGGAUUUCCGGCCCUGAUGAGGACGAUACUGAUAUCUUUGAUCCCCCAUCCCGAUAG